Messenger RNA from Coffea eugenioides, 920 nucleotides. RefSeq names its product nucleolin. The record is from RefSeq and is a predicted model, not a curated record. The coding region runs from base 202 to 663 and encodes 153 amino acids. NCBI's taxonomy places the organism in Eukaryota, Viridiplantae, Streptophyta, Magnoliopsida, Gentianales, Rubiaceae. Gene Ontology annotation, biological process: regulation of transcription by RNA polymerase II. Gene Ontology annotation, cellular component: NuA4 histone acetyltransferase complex; nucleus. The transcript has 5 exons.
ACCCAAUGUGACCGACCCAAUUUUGCUCAACAGCUUUCCGCCACCUUCUACCAAUUUUAAUCCGUCAAUGAAAACGCAAAAUCAAAAUCCCUAGCUCUCCACCUCCCAAUCCUCCAAAGAACUCAUCUUUUUUUCCCAAAAAAAAAAUCCGAUCAAUAAACAUCAAAUUAAUCAAUAAUUGGAAAACAAAAGAGAAAAAAAAUGGGGCAAGUAACGGGGGUUAAUGGUAAAAAUAAAAAAGAAGAUGCUAAGAAAAAAGAAGCAAAAGAAGAAGAGGAAGAAGAAGAUGAAGAUGAAGACGAUGAAGAAGAAGAAGAGCCUGAACAAGAUGGCUUAUCUGUGCAUUCUCCUUGCAAACCUCCUCCUCCUUCUGUCCAUCAGGAGAAAUCAGAGGUGGAAUUGGAACUUAAGUUAUUGGAAGCUCUUGAAAUUUAUCCUCCAGCCAAAUUACGAGGAAUGCACCGUCAUUUUGUCCUGUAUGGUUUGACUGAGUAUCUUCGGAGAAGCUUUAAUCGACAUUUUGCUCCGGAUGAUGUUCUGAAGUUACUGGACCGUUUCUACAACUUGGAAAUGCUGAAAUCAGAUGAUGAGGAUGCAGAAAUACUGAAUCACGAGGAAGAUUUUUCUUUGCCUCAAGGAUAUUUUGUAAAGGAAGAUUCUUGACUUAGAAGGUAGUGGUUCAAAUAAUUGCAGAGUCGCGAAGAAGAUUUUUGUUUGCUCCAAAGUUAUCGCAUAGAGAAGGAUCUCGACUGUAUCAACCAAGAAAGUUUUGUUGUACAGAGAUCUUUUGGGCGUGUGGUUUUGCUGGUGUUUGUCUUGUAUAUUGUAAAAUUUCAACAUUCUAAUUCUGAAUUUACUUCUCAUAAGUAAGACACAAUUCAUGCAAUCUGAGUCUGUUAAAAUAGCUCCUUGAUUCUGCC